This is a messenger RNA of Trachymyrmex cornetzi, 1564 nucleotides long. RefSeq names its product metallophosphoesterase domain-containing protein 1. The transcript is spliced from 5 exons. The record is from RefSeq and is a predicted model, not a curated record. Gene Ontology annotation, molecular function: hydrolase activity. Bases 410 to 1309 code for a protein of 299 amino acids. Lineage: Eukaryota; Metazoa; Arthropoda; Insecta; Hymenoptera; Formicidae.
UUAAACUCUCCCUCCUAUGGAUAGUCGGCACGCUUCUAUUAUACUGUGCUUCUGUUCUGAGUAUUUAGUACAGAGACGAACCACAUCUACUUUCGACGAUACGAUUUUAUCGAUAGUGUCAAUAAAUGUAUAUAGUCACGUAGUUCUCAAAUUGAUAAUGGAUGUACUGGCGGUGGUGUACGGGCGAUUUCGACGUAACAGGAAAAAAAUCCGCAUGGGCUCUCUUAGGUUUUUCUCUGACGGUUAUAUGGAUGCGUUCAUUUUGUUCACAUAGAGGCGCCAGUAGAUAAGUUCCAUUUAAAAACGACAUGUCACAUCCAUUGACGUCACUUCCAUUGACCCUAGUAGCUGCUCGUAGCGCGUAACAACCCCAACGGUGAACGGGCUAUUACAUUUACCGGUUUUCAGCAUGAAGAUAGCUAUUCAUCCAUUGACAGCUGAUCCUACGGCAGCCUGGCAUGAGUUAUCUGAGCAUCAGAAAGUUGUAAAAAUAAAUGCUAAAUUGCCGACGACCGAAGCACCGAGCGACAAAUUGCGCGUGGUAUGUAUGAGCGAUACACACUCGCUCACACCGUUCAUAAAGUUUGACGUACCCGCGGGAGACGUCUUCAUUCACGCCGGGGAUUUUACGAAAUGUGGUAGCUUGCAAGAGGUCAUAGAAUUCAAUAAUUGGAUAGGUAAUUUAACACACAAACACAAAAUAGUUAUAGCUGGGAAUCAUGAACUUAGUUUUGAUCCUACAUUUACACAUCCAUUUUCCGUGCACACCAGUGGAGAUCAUCAAAAACAUACAGGAACCAGCAUACUUGAUGAUAUACCUACCUUGGGUAUGUCCAAGGAUACUCUCGCGGAAGCUAUUAAAACUACUAAUGUUAAAGAUUAUUUGACAAAUUGCAUAUAUCUUGAAGAUUCUGAGAUUAUAGUGAAUGGGAUUAAGAUAUAUGGUACUCCAUGGCAACCAGAGUUUUGUAAGUGGGCAUUUAAUGUGCCACGUGGAGAAGCGUGCCUCUCAAAGUGGGAAAUGAUUCCAUCUGACACAGAUAUCCUGGUAACACAUACUCCUCCUGUAGGUCACGGAGACCUGUGCUGUACUGGAGUACGAGCUGGAUGCGUCGAAUUAUUGUCGACAGUGCAAAAUCGCGUAAAGCCCAAAUACCAUGUAUUUGGUCAUAUACACGAAGGAUACGGCAUAUCUUCAGAUGGCAAAAUAAUAUAUAUUAAUGCAUCAACAUGUGAUAUAAAUUAUUUGCCAAAUAAUCCACCGAUAGUAUUUGAUAUAACACUACCUUCUGGUAUAAACAAAUCAUAAAUCUUCAAACGAGAUAACAUAAAUGAAUUUGUCAUGCUACUUCAGAAAGAUAUUUCUCACGAGCUUAAGAAAAACCAUUACAUGAGUGACGUAUAAAAUUAGAUAGUAACCUCUUGCCUUAAUUUUUAAAUCAGGUAUGUGUAAACAUUUCUAUUGUAUAAGUAUUAACUAGCAUUUCUUUUUCACACGCGAUUUGUAAUGUCUCGAUAAUAAUAAAAAAUAUAAUCCAAUUUGUAAUCUCUUUCCUAAAUAAAA